AUGAGCAAUUUGCCAUUCCCGUCGUGGGCAGAGCAGUCAACAUUGUUCAAGUUGCCUUAUACUGAUACGGAGACCCCGCGUGUGGGAACGAUACAGACCGUCUGGGUACUGGAAAGAUGGCCAUACCAAGACUGGCAGAAGGUGCAGAGUCUGCUUUCACCUCGCCAGGCAGGUUCCAUCGCCGCCAUGUCCGUCGAGCAUGGUAAACGGGAGAAAUCCAAGAGGCAACUAGCCAGUCUGUCGGCCAAAGUACAGGCCUAUGAGGACGUGAUUCGAAAACUGAGUAGCCGAUUUGGCGUCUCGGAUGAGCAAUUGAUGAGCAUCGCUUUGAACGUGGUAUGCAUAAGCCCUUCUCAUACACUCGAGUAUGCCUUUCCUAAGCGGACACAGGAAGCAUCCUCCGAUAUGAACAUGCAGUCUGAUGACGCUGCGUCCGGAGAUCUGAAGCUACUUCCAUGGAGUUCUGGCUCUGAAUCGCCGUCGCGGUCCUCAUCUGUUGGGCCUUUUGAAGUAGUCGCUCAUACAGAGGAAGACUUCAAUAGAGAUGAGACCGCGCGUGCCACUGGAUUCAUUGGCAAGAGCUCCGAGAUAAACUGGCUGCAGAAACUCAGUGGAGAAAUUAGCCAAGAAUGCGAUGCAUAUAAUCCUGAUAUGGCUGAUAGCACGGGAUUGCCUUCCCCUACCUUGACGCCAAAAGCAGAGGGAAAGAAUGACCAAUGGGUAGCUUCAUCCAAUUACUACAUUGACGACCUUGACAUACCAGCAACUGAGCAAGUUGAUAUGUACGAGGUUCCGUCGCGAGACAUUGCAACCAAGCUCUUCAAUGUCUACUUGACCUCUGUGCACCCUUCUUUCCCCAUAAUUGGCAUCUCAACAUUUGCCUCGCAGUUUCAGGUGUUCUUCAAUCGACCAUCUUUGAAGCCAGGCAAUAAAUGGCUUUCAAUACUGAACCUCAUUUUUGCAGUCGCUGCUAAAUAUGCCCACCUUACUGAUGCAAGUUGGAAAGGAAAUGAAGAUGAUCACCAUAUCUAUUUCUGCAGGGCAAGAGCUCUGAGCAUUGAGGGCCAAUUGUUCCAGCAUCCAGAUCUGCAGCAGUUACAGGUCGAAGGACUUGCCGCUUUCUAUUUAUUGGCUUCCGGUCAUGUCAAUCGAUCUUGGAAGUUGACUGGAAGUGCUAUCCAAGGCGCUUUUGCUCUUGGAUUACACCUCCGGAACGUAGGUGAUUGCACUUCGGAUACUUCUAAAGAAAUUAGAUACCGCGUGUGGUGGUCCUUGUACACCGUUGAGCACCUUCUCAGUGUCCUGACCGGACGGCCUUCGUGCAUCGUCGAGAGCAGUUGCACGACGCCUCUGCCCGUUCCUUUCGAUGAAACCGACUUCCAGAAAGAAGAGGUUUCUCGCCUGAUUAGUAGUCCUAACAGAGGAGGGCCCAGCCAGCUGGCCUGCAUUGCUGUUAAUUCCAGCACGUCUAGCUUGAAGGCCUCUCUUGACUGUGAUACCAACGAUCCAACGCCCACGGCUAAUUCCAAGGAUUUGGACAACAGCGGAAAUGAGUAUAUAAAGAACCUCCCGCCUUGCAUGUCGCUGUACUUCUUGCAGUUGACGACAUUGACGUCCAUUGCUAAGCGGAUGACGAACAAGCUCUAUAGCCCUGAAGCAGUGCGUGCACCCUGGGCCAGCACUGAAUUUGCCAUCCAAAGCCUGAUGCUGGAGAUUGACUCGUGGUUCAUGAACCUGCCUGGUCCGUACGAUUUUACAUCUACGCAAACCUCGCAGUGUCCUACAAGCCAGAAAAUGAGCCUCGCCUUUCUCUUCUACAGCACUAAAAUCGGAAUCACAAGGCCGUGCCUCUGCCGUCUAGACUUAAUCCGCCCACAAGGGGACAAAGCAUACGAGUUCUGCAGCAAGACCGCAGCCGAAUGCGUCGAAUCAGCCUGCCACAUGCUGACCCUCUUCCCCGAAACCUCCGACACAUCUCUACUCUACAAAAUGUGUCCAUGGUGGUGCAUCCUCCAUUUCUUAAUGCAAGCGACAACAGUCCUCCUCCUUGAACUCUCCUUCCACUCCCAGCACGUCCCCGAAAAAUCCUCCACCGUCUCCAAAGCAGCCAGAAAAGCAGUCGAAUGGCUCUCCCUCAUGUCGAAAACCAGCCUCGCCGCCGAACGGGCCUGGAAACUCUGCGACGGCUUCCUCCGCCGCCUCGCACCACACAUCGGCGUCGACAUGAGCGACCUCCCCUGCUCCGGUGACUCAACCGCAGAAGCGUCGCCAGAGGCUAGCUUCGACGCGACCACUUCUGCGGCGAGUGCGGCGGCUGCUGAGAAUCUUGCUGCGGAGCUUGAUUCUAUCACUUGCUCGCCGAUGGAUCAGGAUCAGUCUGGUAGUAGUCCGCUUGAGACGCUGGUGUCGUAUGGGCUGGAGCCGCCGGAGUUGCUGGGAUUUAUGAAGCCAGAGAAGGGGACUGUGGCUGGUCGGAAUGGGUAUGAGGAUUAUUUCCCGUAUGAUUCGGCUACAGGGCAGAUGACGGGGUCGUUCUUUCCUAAUGGGACGAAUAUCGAUCUUGACUUGGGGUAUUUCUGGGGUGAUCCGAUUUGCUAA
Molecule: messenger RNA, 2598 nt
Organism: Aspergillus chevalieri
Lineage: Eukaryota; Fungi; Ascomycota; Eurotiomycetes; Eurotiales; Aspergillaceae
Product: CeGAL family transcription factor
Exons: 5
Coding region: 1-2598 (865 amino acids)
Biological process (GO): DNA-templated transcription
Molecular function (GO): zinc ion binding; DNA binding
Source: RefSeq, a predicted model, not a curated record